Messenger RNA from Pyrgilauda ruficollis (rufous-necked snowfinch), 824 nucleotides. Its product is annotated as myosin heavy chain, skeletal muscle, adult-like. The record is from RefSeq and is a predicted model, not a curated record. The coding region runs from base 69 to 824 and encodes 251 amino acids. NCBI's taxonomy places the organism in Eukaryota, Metazoa, Chordata, Aves, Passeriformes, Passeridae. Gene Ontology annotation, molecular function: cytoskeletal motor activity; protein binding; ATP binding. Gene Ontology annotation, cellular component: myosin complex. The transcript has 5 exons.
CUUAAUGUUUUGUUUCCUUGUGCAGAUAUAGAGUACUUAAUGCCAGUGCUAUCCCAGAGGGACAAUUCAUGGACAACAAGAAGGCUUCAGAGAAGCUCCUUGGGUCCAUUGAUGUAGAUCACACCCAGUACAAAUUUGGUCACACCAAGGUGUUCUUCAAAGCUGGGUUGCUGGGACUCCUGGAGGAGAUGAGAGAUGACAAGUUGGCAGAAAUCAUCACUCGCACUCAAGCCAGGUGCAGGGGCUUCCUGAUGAGAGUGGAGUAUAGGAAAAUGGUGGAGAGGAGAGAGUCCAUCUUCUGCAUCCAGUACAAUGUUCGUGCAUUCAUGAAUGUCAAACACUGGCCAUGGAUGAAGCUGUUCUUCAAGAUCAAGCCCUGGCUGAAGAGUGCAGAGUCUGAGAAGGAGACGGCCAACAUGAAGGAAGAGUUUGAGAAAACCAAGGAGGAACUUGCAAAGUCUGAGGCAAAGCGCAAGGAGCUUGAGGAGAAAAUGGUGGCCUUGGUGCAGGAGAAAAAUGACCUGCAGCUCCAAGUGCAGGCUGAAGCAGAUAGCUUGGCUGAUGCUGAGGAAAGGUGUGACCAACUCAUCAAAAACAAAAUCCAGCUGGAAGCCAAAAUUAAGGAGCUGACUGAAAGGGCAGAGGAUGAAGAAGAAAUUAAUGCUGAACUGACAGCCAAGAAGAGGAAAUUGGAGGAUGAAUGUUCAGAGCUGAAGAAAGAUAUUGAUGACCUUGAGCUAACACUGGCCAAGGUGGAGAAGGAAAAACAUGCCACUGAAAACAAGGUGAAAAACCUGACUGAGGAGAUGGCAGCCCUGGAAUAG